Trypanosoma conorhini is the source of this 723-nucleotide messenger RNA. RefSeq lists its product as uncharacterized. The transcript has a single exon. NCBI's taxonomy places the organism in Eukaryota, Euglenozoa, Kinetoplastea, Trypanosomatida, Trypanosomatidae. The coding region runs from base 1 to 723 and encodes 240 amino acids. The record is from RefSeq and is a predicted model, not a curated record.
AUGCCCAACCCGUACGUUGGCAACAGCGAGGCGGCGCGCUACGUCGAGUACUACGCCUCCCCCCGCAUGCAGCGGGACGCCGUGCACCGCCUUUACCACAAGGACGUGCGGCGCCGCCAGGAGUCGCAGCGCCGGGCGGAGGCGGCGGUGUACCCGUCGCCGCCACGGGUCUACCGCACGCAAAAGGAAAUAGACGAUUACGUGAACGCGAUGGUGCACGAGGAGGUGUUUCGACGGCAAAGGAAGUUGGCGGAGUUGGAGUGGGAGUUGUACCACCCCGCCCCCACGCGGUACCUCACGCAGCAGGACAUGGAGCGGCAUCUGCGCCACAUGUACGACCAGCAGCUGCUUCGGCGAGAGCGUCGGGAGCGGGAGAAGCGGCGGAUUUUCGGCACGCCGCCGGCGCAGAAGGAGGCACAGGAGCGGGCGAAAUUCCACGGUCUGGAAGACAACUGGCGCCCGCCGUCGCUGCGUAUUAAAUACGACGAUGGGAAGCAGCUGCUUGUGUCUGAGUUGGCCGCCAUCAACGCCGCCGCCGCGCCACCGGCAACGUGCGAGCAAGGGACACGUGCGCAGCGGCACGCCGAUCCAGAACGACUGCGGUCGCUCGCACAGCCGCUGCGAGUGACGCCAAAGGUGCACAAGGAGACGAAAGCGGAUGCGUUGAUGCCGCCCUUUUGCCUCUUCGGGGAGGUCGUUAGAAAAGCCGAGAAGAGGCGAUAA